AUUGCGUUUUCGUGAGUGUUUUCAUCUUCAGAAAUUUAACUUUGAACUAUUUGUUAUGAUUGAAUAACUUCACUGAAGGUUGUUGUCAGUAUACAGAAUUUUAGGGAUAUGCUUCUUUGAUCAAAGACUAUAUAUAUAUAUAUAUAUACAGAUAACUAACCACCUUCUCCCUUAAUUUUAGAAUAUACUUUCCUAUUUGUCGUUUACAAGUCAAAAGAGGAAAUGUAUAGAGCGAAAAAACGCCCUAUCGUGGAUGCAUAUAUACAUAUAUAAAUACAAAUGUAUAUCUAUAUAUACAUAUGUAUAUGAGGAUAAAUGUUUACCACAUGUAGAAACUCUGUCUUCAUUGCUGCCAACUGUGACUGUACUCUAAAUCUACUUAUUUCCUAAAAAUGACCAAGAUUGAACCCCUGACUGGUGAUAAUAUUAAUAAUAUUACUAAUAAUGAUAAUAGUAAUGAUGAAUAUCAAGAAUUUCUAAAGCAAUUCAAUCUACUAAAUAGUAUUUCAGCUGAAUUUCGUAAUAUAUGCACAAUAAUCGGUACAGAAUUAGAUUCUACACUAGUUCGAGUAAAUUUGAUUAAUUUACAAAAAUACAUGAUGAAUGAAUUACAUAAGAAUAAAUAUCAGUUGAUGAAAUGUUGGCGUAAUGCUAAUACUGGUCAACUGACGAAUAUAACCAGCGAACAGUCGGAUCAGUUGUUUACUGCCUUUACAACAUUUAUUGAAUAUCAUAUGAGAGGAUUACUGAAAACGUUACAUUUAUUAACUUUAUUUCCAACAUGCAAUAUAACACAAAAUGAAUGUUCAUCACCAUUAUCAUCACCUUCUUCCGCUUCUUCUCCUCCUGAUGAAAGCCAAAACACGAAGGGGAACAAUGCAGUCAAGACACCAGUGAAAAAAUCAAUAUACACUGAUUCUUCCUGGGUAUUAAGUGAUAGUACAAUAUUAAAAGUUACUGUCAAUUCAUUGAUUAUGACAGGAUUUAGUAAACCUUUAAAUUUUGACUUUGAUACAACAAUAGUAGAGAAAAAUAAUGAUACUAUUGAUGAUAAACAGGAUGAUAAUGAAAUUAAUGUUUGUAGAAGUCAAAAAGAUAUAUUUGAUUCAAAUCUUUCAGAAAUUGAUAUAUUGAAAAGUGAAUAUAAUACUUUACAGAAAGCAUUGAAUGAUAUUUCAUCAUUAAUUUGCCUCUCACCAUGGAAUGUACUCGCUUUUCCUGUGGGCAUAGAACAAAGAUUAUCUUUACUCGACUCCACGUCUACUGUUCAUCCGCCCAGAACAGAUGGUGACAGUAUUUUGCAUUCUUCAACAGGUGAACAAAUUACAGCGUCUAGAACACAGUCAAAUCUUAGUGCAUCAAUUGGACAAUUAAAUAUACAUCUAUUUUCAUCAGAUAAAACAGGGCGAGUACAUAUUUGGAAAACAAUACGACGAUGUUUUAAACAACGUAAAGUUUUAGCCCUUCUUUUUGUUGGUGCAAUAAUAAUUGCAGCUUUAAUUAUUCUACUUAUUUUAUUUAUUGCGAUAUUUCCUAAAAUGACAGGUGGAUGA
Messenger RNA from Trichobilharzia szidati, 1553 nucleotides. NCBI's taxonomy places the organism in Eukaryota, Metazoa, Platyhelminthes, Trematoda, Strigeidida, Schistosomatidae. The record is from the annotation of a GenBank genome assembly.